Molecule: messenger RNA, 1009 nt
Organism: Zingiber officinale
Lineage: Eukaryota; Viridiplantae; Streptophyta; Magnoliopsida; Zingiberales; Zingiberaceae
Product: transcription factor MYB2-like
Exons: 3
Coding region: 41-817 (258 amino acids)
Biological process (GO): regulation of DNA-templated transcription
Cellular component (GO): nucleus
Molecular function (GO): sequence-specific DNA binding; DNA-binding transcription factor activity
Source: RefSeq, a predicted model, not a curated record
UCAAUUUAAUUAGCUCCUAAACAUCGAUCAUCAUAGAGUGAUGGAGUUUGAUGCGAGAGCUGGUAAUCAUAGCUCUGAUGUGGAGAUGGAGUUGAGGAAAGGGCCGUGGACGGUGGAAGAAGAUAUCUUGCUGGCGAACUACGUCUCUCUGCAUGGCGAGGGCCGGUGGGAUUCCGUAGCCAAAUGCUCAGGGCUGAGAAGGACCGGGAAGAGUUGCCGGCUCCGGUGGCUGAACUACCUCCGCCCGGACGUCCGCCGGGGGAACAUCACGCCGGAGGAGCAGCUCCUCAUUCUCGAACUCCACUCUCGUUGGGGAAACCGGUGGUCGAAGAUAGCGCAGGUGUUGCCGGGAAGGACGGACAAUGAGAUCAAGAACUACUGGAGGACGCGAGUGCAGAAGCACGCGAGGCAGCUCCGGUGCGACGUCGACAGCAAGCAGUUCAGGGAUAUGGUCAGGUACAUGUGGAUGCCCCAGCUGGCUGAGAGGAUUCUGGCCGCUUCCGGUGGCGGUGGCUCCUCGGCUCAACAGAGCGCGUGGCCGGCGGAGGAAGGCGCACGGUUAGCCAUCCCGCUGCCGGAAACAUCCGGCAACUCGAACACCGUCAAUUUGUGUUCGGAGUCGUCGGAUGCGGCUUCAGCGUCGGAUUACUUCGCCGGCGGCGGCGAUGCAGGGUGGUUUCAGGAUACGGCAGCGGCUGAGUUGAGCGAGGGGUGGAUGGAAUCGCUGCGGAGUCCAGGAAUUUGCGAUAGCUUUUGGUUGCAGGAUUUGGAGCAGAGUGGGUGGGACGAAAGCUUGUGGAAUAUGGAGGUGAUUUAGCAGACAUGAAGAACAGAGUAGAAAUCUCUAAAAACGAAAAAAAAAAAAAGCGAAGGGAAUUUUAAUUCUUUCCUGUAAUCUUCUUCCGAGAUAUCUCCGUUAACUAGUGCAGAAGGGACAUCAGAUUCUUUAAGCAAAACGGUAGUUUUGAUGUAAGAAUUUAUUGUAAGAUUGAUGAAUCUAAUUGGUAAA